Molecule: messenger RNA, 2222 nt
Organism: Rhinichthys klamathensis goyatoka
Lineage: Eukaryota; Metazoa; Chordata; Actinopteri; Cypriniformes; Leuciscidae
Gene: cldn11b
Product: claudin 11b
Exons: 3
Coding region: 205-849 (214 amino acids)
Biological process (GO): bicellular tight junction assembly; cell adhesion
Cellular component (GO): plasma membrane; bicellular tight junction
Molecular function (GO): structural molecule activity
Source: RefSeq, a predicted model, not a curated record
UGCUGGGCACGUCCACUAUAAAGUACAUUUGCCAGAUGGAUUGUUUUACAGUCCAUACUCAAACUGUUAGUAUGAUAAUCUUCUCCAGAAUGCGUUUUAUUUAGAAUAUUUAAAUAACUUUAUGUUUUUGUAUGUUUUUGGCUUGAAGAGCAUAUUUCAGUAAACAUUUUCUUUGGGAACACAUUUCACAUUCAGUCAGAAAUCAUGUCUCAUAGCUGUCGCCUGCUCUGUGGUUUUUUAAUGAGCUGCAUCGGCUGGACUGGUGUUAUUAUAGCAACCUCAACAAACGACUGGGUGGUGACCUGUAAGUACGGCAUGCACACCUGCAGGAAGAUGGAUGAGCUGGAGACCAAGGGCUUGUGGACAGAGUGUGUCAUCUCUACUGCUCUCUAUCACUGCAUCUCACUCAACCAAAUCCUCGAUAUACCAGCUUACAUCCAGACGUCUCGCGCUCUGAUGGUCUCCGCCUCUCUGCUCGGGCUGCCCGCUCUGGCGCUCGUGCUGUUGGCGAUGCCCUGCGUCAAACUGAGCCAAGAGACCGAAGACACCAAACACAGACGCGCAGUCCUGGGAGGACUACUUAUACUUUUCAUAUCUCUGUGUGGGAUGGUGUCGACAGUGUGGUUCCCUAUUGGAGUGCUUCAUGAGGACGGCCUGAUGUCGUUUGGAUUCUCCCUGUAUGCUGGAUGGGUCGGUUCAGCCCUCUGUUUUUUUGGCAGCUCGAUGAUGAUUUGUUGCUCAAGGGGCCCAACUCAGAAUCCUGAAAACCACUACUACUACUCAAAACACGGUGGAGUUGCUAACUCUGGGCCUCCUAUAAACAGUCAUGCCAAGAGCGCACAUGUGUGAGAGCGGAGAUAAAGACUGGAUAAGACGAGUUUACCUCAAAAAAGCUCACACACACCAAUGAAAUAUGUGAAGAAUUUGUUUUCUACUGCCAUGGUUUGACUGCAAACAUGUGAUUUGGAGGGAACAGAGAAUUCGGUGGAAACUUGUGCUCGCAGACGUUUGACUUUGUUUGAACAGACGUUGAAAUGAAUCCAAAGGGAAACAUUUCUCUCUUCCAGUUCCUUAGGCAUGUUUUUUCAUAGACUAUUCACACAGUAUUCAUUUUGCUCCUAUAUUUUAUUUUUCAGUGACAUCAUUUUAAAACGUUCUUUACUUAAUAACUUAAGCUUAAUAAGCUUAUUCGUUCAUGCCGACAGUUAGGAAAGCAUAUACAGACAGACAGGAAACCUGUGUGGUAAAAUGACCAGAUGUCAUCUGCACUGUUUUCCUGGAGAGCGUCUCAUAGCAUCCUGUACACAACCUCCUAGGAAAUCAGCAUUUGAAAUUUGAGGAAAAAAAUAUAUAUCUGUAACAGGAAUCCGGGUCAUUUUUCAGGCUGGUCUGUGAUUGAUUUAUUGUGAUGUAUUAUUUUAUGCGCUCUUUGGGAGUUCACUUCAUAUAAUGUCCACUAUGUUAUGCAUGUUGAGUGAUAUGUUCAAAAUCGUCAUGCGGUCUCAUGAUUUAACGUGUCUGAAUGAAAACAUGAACCCACAGAUAUUCUUUUUAAAAUGCAAAUCAUUAUUGUUUUGGCUGAUGAUGACGACACAAAAAAGACAGCAUUUGUGCUUGUAAAAUAUAUUAAUUUUAAUAUUUCACUUUAAAUAUAGUUGUAUAAUUCUUCUCAAACAUAUAACCCUUGAUCUCUGUGUAUUUACAUGUGUUCUGAAUCAGACUGAUUUUACGCACAUAGCUGUAGGGAAGAAAUGUAAAUAUCCUCGUGCAAACCUAAACAAGGGUGAAACCACAAGAGUAAGACAUUUCUACAAACCAACAUAGAAAGAAUUUGAUAUCGAUGUUGCAAAAUAUUUUGAGAACUAUUAAGCUUUCACAGGGAGCCAAUCAUAAUAUUUCCCCUUGAAUUCAAGGGAGCGCUUGAGAUUUUUAGAUCCAACACAGCUGUGAAGAUGAUGCAAGGUCCACUCAAUGCAUCUUUAGGGGGUUUCUGCUCAUGUAGUAACAGCUUGCAUUGGCUUUUACAUUAAAGAGGCAUCUUGAGUUUUUUAUAUGGAGGGCAUUGGUUUAGGAUCUAAGUAACAUCUCAGAGUAAAAGAGUACUGUGCGAUUUUAAAUCCAACACUGAAACAGAAGCUCACAUCAGAAAGACAUUAUAUUUGAUUUUAGAAGAAUAACAUUAAGAAGGGAUUAUCUAAAGGCACUUAAGAAGCCUCAAUAAA